GCCUCCGGGUCUCUAUAAUCGCGUGCGGAAGUGUGAAGAUGAGUGGUGUCAGUGGUGGUUAAUGCGCACGCGCUAGCGGAAGUGGGUGUCGCCGGGGCGCAACGGAGGGGACGGAGAUGUUGUCGCCGCUGGUUCCCGGACUGCAUUUUCUUCAGGCCAGAAAUGUGUGCGAUUCUGACUCAACUGCAGAAUUGGUAACGUGCCACAUGAUCUAAGAGGUCUUUGCCAGGGCUGCUGCAAGACACAAUAUGGAGGAAGGGGUAGAAUUGCCGUGCGAAACGGAGAAGCUGGACAUGACAGCAUCCAUUGCUCCCACGUUCAGCCGGCAGAUCUCCAUGAGCGAAUUCUCUUGCCACUGCUGUUAUGACAUUCUGGUCAACCCGACCACCUUGAACUGCGGGCACAGUUUCUGCAGGCACUGCCUCGCCUUGUGGUGGGCCUCCUCCAAGAAGAACGAGUGCCCGGAAUGCCGGGAGAAGUGGGAAGGGUUCCCCAAGGUCAACAUCCUCCUCAGGGAUGCCAUCGAGAAGCUGUUCCCAGACGCCUCUGAGCAGCGGAAAGACGACAUCCGGCAGAACAGUGACGUCUCCCGCAGCCUUGCGGCGUUUCAGAAGUACGGGAACGGCCAGGCAUCCUCGGCACCAAACGCGGGAAGGGUUAAUCCUCGAGGAGGGGGUUUUUUCUCCGGAGUCCUGACGGCUCUAACUUGCGUGGCGGUGGUCUUGCUCGGCUAUCACUGGAGCAGCAGAGAGCUGGAGGAUGACCUCCUGGUCCACAAGCCGGUGGUCAGGUGGGGAGCCGAAGAGGUGAUCCACUGGCUCGGGCAGCUGGGACCUUGGGCUGCCCUCUACAAGGAGCGGUUUCUGCUGGAGAGAGUGAACGGCAGGCUUCUCUUGACGCUGACAGACGAAGAUUUUGCCAAGGCUCCUUACCACAUAGAGAACAGCAGCCACAGAAAAGCCAUCUUGGUGGAACUGGACCGGGUGAAGAUGCUGGGCGUUAAGCCGCCACAGAACCUUUGGGAGUACAAGGCGGUGCACCCGGGCAAGUCCCUCUUCCUGCUCUACGCCUUGAAGAGUUCCCCGAGGCUCACUCUGCUGUACCUGUACCUGUUUGACUACACAGACCUCUUCCUCCCUUUCAUCCACACCAUCUGCCCAAAGCAGGAAGAGGAGCUGGAAGACAUUCUGGCAAAAUUGCUGGACCUGAAGGAGCCGGCGUGGAAACAGUGGCGGGAAUUCCUGGUCAAGUACUCCUGCCUGCCCUACCAGCUGAUAGCCGAGUUCGCCUGGGACUGGCUGGAGGUGCAUUACUGGACGUCCCGCUUCAUCAUCGUCAACGCCAUGCUGCUCUCCGUCCUGGAGCUCUUCUCCUUUUGGAGACUGUGGUCCAGAAGGGAACUGAAGACGAUCCCCCACCGGAUGUGGAGCCACUUCUGGAAGGUGUCCACGCAGGGACUUCUGGUGGCCAUUCUGUGGCCUCUGAUGCCCCAGUUUGUGUGCAACUGCCUCUUUUACUGGGCCUUGUACUUCAACCCCAUCAUAAACAUUGACCUGGUGGUCAAAGAGAUCCGCCGCCUGGAAACGCAGGUGCUUUGAUGGGACCUCCCGGGCUCCUCCCGGGGCGGCGCCACGUCGUGAGCCGUCCCGAAGGCUGAUGGGGCGGCAGGCGACUCGUUCUUUCGACGGUGAUAAAACCUGCCACGACUUCCUCCUUUUUGCUCUGACCUCCUCUUGGGAGGAAGUCUCCCUCUUUUCUUGUCAGUGUGGUAGAAACAACCAGGGCAUUUGGGGGGGGGUGUAAUUUUUCCCAGGGAGGCCAGCUUGCCUUGUUGAUGGGGUAUCCCUCGGGUCUGCAACCUGCGGCUUUCCAGAGGUUCAUGGACUACAAUGCCCAUCAGCCCCUGCCAGCAUGGCCAGUUGCCAUGCUGUCAAGGGCUGAUGGGAAUUGUAGUCCAUGAACAUCUGGAGAGCCGCACGUUGCAGACUCCUGGGCUAUCCAAAGCACAGCUGUGUGUGUUUGAUUUUUUUUCAGUCUCUGGAAAGGUAGGUAUGGGAAUCUGGGCAAAAACCAAAGUGGCCAAGUCUUUUCUCAGUUCUGUGUGCUGAAAAAUGCUUGUGUAUCUCGUUCCGGCCUUUGUAGACAUAAAAGGAUGGUUACCACCUGAAAGGGCACUGAAAAAAAUAUUUCAAUCCUGAUUUGGGGCCUCUUUCUCCCCCUUCCAUUUUUAUGAAUCGAAGCAGCAAUGUGAUGUUUCUGUUGCCAUAUUAAUUUUCUACGUCCACUUCCAAUUACAAUCCCUUCUUUUAAACCAAAAAAUGGUACCCUGCAUGCAAAUAAUCAGCUGUGAAGUAGUGGCUUUGUCUCUCCGGUGCCACACCUGUUUUGUUUAAAUGUCAUCCAGACCUCACGUAGCUUUCUUUUAAAUGCUUGUUCCCUGAGAACGGAGCUAGAUUGUGCAUUUGUAUUAAUAUGAUCUUCCGAUUUGCAUAUGAACCUUUUGGAGAAUUAAACAAGGUUGUUUCUUUUUCUAA
Molecule: messenger RNA, 2534 nt
Organism: Sphaerodactylus townsendi
Lineage: Eukaryota; Metazoa; Chordata; Lepidosauria; Squamata; Sphaerodactylidae
Gene: BFAR
Product: bifunctional apoptosis regulator
Exons: 9
Coding region: 249-1598 (449 amino acids)
Biological process (GO): proteasome-mediated ubiquitin-dependent protein catabolic process
Cellular component (GO): nucleus
Molecular function (GO): protein binding; ubiquitin protein ligase activity
Source: RefSeq, a predicted model, not a curated record